Zea mays is the source of this 3239-nucleotide messenger RNA. Its product is annotated as actin. Bases 1190 to 1705 code for a protein of 171 amino acids. The record is from RefSeq and is a predicted model, not a curated record. The transcript has a single exon. Lineage: Eukaryota; Viridiplantae; Streptophyta; Magnoliopsida; Poales; Poaceae.
UUUUUUUAUUUUUUUUUGCAUUAUGUUCUUCUUCUGCUGGGCGAGAAAAAACUUAACAUCCUAUAAUGCAGUAUUAGAGGAGGUGUUCAUGUCUACAGUUGUGCUACUUUCAGAGAACAGCCAACUAUCAGAGGAGUGUUUUGUCAUGUGUUUGGUCAAAUCACCAAACAGCAGUACUUAUAACAGUAAUCUGAGGAUAUAAUCUAUCCUUAUAUAGUUUUCUGAUUGGCUUGUCAGUCCAAGGACUCAUUAGUUUACUUCUCACUAUUUCAGGGGUCAUGGUAGUUUAAACUGAAGCAUAAUGAUACUCUGCCAGCAGACUACCAUCAGAAACUUGGGCUUGGUAACUUCACAGUCUGAGCAGUGAAAGCGGACAAACAGAAUCGUUGCUUCCGCAGCGGAGGUAAUCUAGCUGAGGUUUUAUCUUGUCAGUUUGGUUAUAUAUCACAUUGAUAUGUGUGUGUUUUGUGUUAUUUUAUUUCGAGUUUUGUUGUAUGUGUCUUGACUCUCGAUUCAAGAUCCAAACAUGGGUAGAGUGAAGAAUCCGUUUUUUUUGCUGGUGACCUAGUGUGCAUCAUGAAUUAUUCCUAGAUUACUACUGUUUUUAUUUUUAAAAAAUGGUUUGCAAACACAAACUCCUAUGAUGCAGCAGUAUUAGAGGAGCCGUUCAUAUCUCUGCAUCAAGUUAAAUAAUCUGUACAGUUCUGCUACUCUCAGAGAAUAGGGAAUAGCCAAAUAUUAGAGGAUGUGUCACUGCUACUUUCAGAUUAGUUUAUUACUUCUUACUAUUCUAGGAUGCAUGGUAAUUAAACUGGAGCAUAAUGAUGCUACUCUGCCAGCAGACUACCAUCAAAAAACAAAAACUUGGGCCUGGAAAUUUAGACCCCCUUAGUUCGAACAUUAUGUAUACUGAGUAUUAAUUUCUUGCGCUCUCUCAUGCUUGUUCUAAUCUAUUUGUUCGCGGUUUUACCUUUUGUUUGUGUUUAUGAUAUAAACACUGCUAGAUAAAAUGGACGUAAACAUCAAAGUGGCGCAGCGGAAGCGUUGUGGGCCCAUAACCCACAGGUCCCAGGAUCGAUUAUCAGCUAGCACCAAAGUCUGGUUGUCUCUGCGAAUUGCUUGAAAGCUUAUACUCGCAUGAGUCAAGUAUCAGUUUUUUUAACACAAAGUCAAGUUCAGUUUCUUAAUCAUGAACCUCAGGGACAUCAAGGAAAAACUUGCCUGCAGUGCCCUUGAUUAUGAACAGGAGCUGGAGACUGCCAGGACCAGCUCCAGUGUUGAGAAGAGCUACGAGCUGCCCGAUGGCCAGGUUAUCACAAUCAGUGCAGAAAGGUUUAGGUGCCCUGAGGUUCUAUUCCAGCCAUGCUUCAUUGGCAUGGAAUCUGCUGGCAUCCAUGAAGUCACGUACAACUCCAUCAUGAAGUGUGACGUCGAUAUCAGAAAGGAUCUGUACGGUAAUGUUGUCCUCAGUGGUGGUUCCACUAUGUUCUCUGGUAUUGGUGACCGCAUGAGCAAGGAGAUUACUGCACUUGCCCCUAGCAGCAUGAAGGUGAAGGUGGUUGCUCCGCCGGAGAGGAAGUACAGUGUGUUGGAUUGGUGGUUCCAUUCUGGCCUCCCUCAGUACCUUUUCAGCAGGUUGUUACCCUCUCAAAAUCUAAAUGAGACGUUUCUGCUUGCUCUGCAAUCUAUUGUAUUUGAAAUUUGACUUAGUCUUUUUAUUGUGUUGUAGAUGUGGAUCUCCAAGGAAGAGUACGACGAAUCUGGUCCGGGCAUCGUCCACAUGAAGUGCUUCUGAAUUUCAGGAGCAGUAUAUUUGUUGCUUGCAUUUUCAGUUAGUUGGGAUGCAAGUUUGUCCCGUGGUCUCUCUAGCAUUCUUCAUUCUUUCUGGAUAUUGAAGAGCAGUUGGCCAUGGAGCAUUGUGCAAGACGGUAAAGUCGAUUGAUGUACUGCAUGAAGAAAUGUGUGCAGUACUUCAGUGGUAUAGAUCCUCAGGUCAGUUUAGUUUUCUUUCCCCAACAACAGUGCCAUAUUAGGAUGUUCCUGAUGUGCGCAGUUGGUCUGGGUUUUUACACAAUGCAAGGGUGUCGGUUGUCGCCCGUGCAGUUUGCGUCUUUGUGAGAUCUGGGUCCAUAUCUGCACUCCAGUACGUGGAACAGGUUUCGCAUUUGGUGGCCAGUGCCCCAGCGUGGUGUGCGUGUCGAUGAUUUCUACUUGGAGCUGUUUGUUCUAUUCCUUUAAUGAAACAGAUAUUAUCGUUUGUACAGGAGAAAGAAGGGGUUUCUAAUGAACCUGAUCAAAGGGAUCAGCCGAGAAGAGUGGACACGCAUGUGGAACAGGCUAAAGGAAGUGGAAAAGCACUUUGAGUACCAAUACCCAUCUCAGACCGAUGAUGUCGUGCAGAUGAUAUGGAAGGCCAUUGAUCGGAAGGUGCCGUCUAUCAGUCUGUAGAUUAACAACUGCAAAUAUUUGAUUUAUGCUGUUUGUUCUUGUACUUAAUGGCAGAUACAAAAUAGAAGGUUCGAGGAUCAUAUGAGAAAGAGAAUUGUGAACGGAUACAACUCACCGUACACAAAUCAUACUAUUAGCUAAGCCUUACCAAUAUCAUUAGAUAAAUAGCAUCAACCUCUAUAUACAGGAAGUAUGCAUAUAAAGUUUAGACUACCCCAAUAAAUACCCGAAAUACACACAAGUUUGGAAUAUUAUACUAUAGAAAAGCCAAAGUGACCAAUAAUUAGGAACACAGGGAGUAGAUAAUAACGUAAAAAUAACAAAAAUCACCUCCCAUGGUGCAGGAUAGAUACAAUACUUUUACAUGUUAUAGUAGUAAGAAAAAUCUGUUUAAGGAAAAAAAUGGAAUCCAAAAUAAAAUUAACAAUAGCAUAAUAUUUUCUUAAUUGAUCUCUUAUGAUUAUUAUUUAAUUUGAUAAAAAAUGCUCAGUGAAUUGAAUAAGGAGGCUGCCUUAAGGCUGAAAAGGGACCAUGGAAGGACUCAAACAUACUUAACAGAAAACAGGGUAACAUAAAACAAGGUACAUUGGUAAAGCCUUCACCUCUGAUUCAGAUUAUAGCUCCAAUGCAAGUUAUGUGGAGAACAGCUUCAACAGCAGAGGAUAGGAAAUAGCUUGAUACCUUUACCGCCAGGGGACUUGGGAGUGGUGAUGUGGAGAACCUUUGUAGGGAUCCUGACAGGUCCCUUAACCCUCAAAUGAUUGUCCUUGGCUCCCUUUACCAAAUUCACA